AUUUUUGCCAAAAUAAUCUUGAUCCCAUCUUCUUCUGUCUCUACUCUCUCUUUCUCUCUCUAUCUCUCUCUUCCAUUUUAGCUAUAAAUGCUAGCAAGAGCAACACUCAAACUCAUCGCUCUCUUAUUUGGUUUCUGCUCUCUUUCUUUCUCUUUCUGUUUUUCUCUCUCUACUGUGUUGCAUUUGCUGCAAGCUUAGACCUUUUUGCUAUCCUAAAAUGGCGAAGCCUUGCUGCUAUCUCUUACCUGCAGGUAGGCGGACCGCCAUUCCGGGUUUUAUUUGCCGCGGAGUAGGCUUUAUCUGAGCUCGGAGAGAGCAGGGAGCUUUCCUUCUGCAGCUUUUCCUCUUCCUCCCUCUUUCUCUGUAUUUCUCUGAAACCUACUCUUUUUUCGGCCCUUUUGUUGGUAGACUUGUUAGGGUAAGUAGGACUGUAGGAGAAGGGUGGGGAAGGGGACAAAUGAACAGUACGGCGGCAGCGGUGGGGGUAGGAUGCAGACCACCGUUCACGGCGUCGCAGUGGGAGGAGCUGGAGCACCAAGCCCUCAUUUUUAAGUACCUGAUAGCUGGGAUUCCCGUUCCGCCCGAGUUGCUUCUCCCGAUUCGAAGGGGCUAUGAGACCAUGGCCGCCCGCUUCUACCAUCAUCCAGCCCUGGGUUACUGCUCCUACUACGGGAAGAAACUUGACCCAGAACCUGGCCGUUGCCGGAGGACCGAUGGCAAGAAAUGGCGGUGCUCAAAAGACGCGUACCCUGACUCCAAGUACUGUGAGCGGCACAUGCACCGCGGCCGCAAUCGUUCAAGAAAGCAUGUGGAAACGCCGCAAGCCCUCUCCCAGUCGCAGUCGUCUUGCUCGACGGUGACUUCCCUAGCUCCCACCUCUCUGGGGAGUUCCGGGAGCGGCAGUGGAAGCGGCGCUACCGCCUCCAUUGGCGGAGGUAGUUGCAGCGGCGGGAGCUUCCACUCCCUUCCUCUUCACUCGAUCCCUUCAAUGCAUCAUCAAGUCUCUGGCAUUGGCGCUGCAACUUCCUCUCAUCUCAGCAUUGACCCAUCUUCAUACGGAAACGUCAUCUCCAAAGAUUUCAGGUAUGUUCAUGGAUCAAAAUCUGGGCUAGAUGAGCGUGGCUUCUAUUCUGAAGCUCCUGGAAGUGCGAGAGUUCUUGGCAUGGACUCUGCAUUGGAUAGUUCAUGGCGCCUGUUGUCAUCGCCCGUCUCUACAUUUCCUCUGUCAAAGGAGAGAGAGAACUCUUUUCUCCAUGGCAGUUACCCUCAACUUCAGCCUCUGCAAGAACUUGGUCAGGUGACUAUCAGUUCUUUGCCAAAGCAGCAUCAGCAGCAUCAACACUCCUUCUUUGGAACCGAUUAUGGAUCGACAGAGCCUCCCAUCAAGACUGAGCAACCACUACGACCAUUUUUCGAUGAAUGGCCUGGGACAAGAGAUUCAUGGUCGGAUCUCGAGGAUGAGAGAACCAAUCGUAACUCUUUCUCUACCACACAGCUCUCCAUGUCCAUACCAAUGUCGUCAUCUGAUUUCUCAACAACAAGUUCUCGAUCCCCAAAUGAUGAUUAAGAAGCCUUCUUUGUUCGUCUGACUUUGAAGCUGGUGCGGCUUGCUUCUUGUGUGAAGUUGCUUUAAAGCAAAGUUGCAGUAAUUUAUCAUUUCUACCGUCGCUUUGUAUGACUGUUAUUGAGCUGGAUUUCUACUGGUGCUGCCCAGACUAACUUAUGCUUAUCAUUUAUUUUACAAUUAAGCAACUUUGUUUGCUUUUAUGACUGUUAAGCUUGUGAUCAUCGCCUUUGCAAAAUCUGGAUAAAUGCUAGUUCUUACUUUCAGGUUC
This is a messenger RNA of Dendrobium catenatum, 1835 nucleotides long. RefSeq names its product growth-regulating factor 4-like. The transcript has 4 exons. Gene Ontology annotation, cellular component: nucleus. Bases 458 to 1567 code for a protein of 369 amino acids. The record is from RefSeq and is a predicted model, not a curated record. Gene Ontology annotation, molecular function: ATP binding. NCBI's taxonomy places the organism in Eukaryota, Viridiplantae, Streptophyta, Magnoliopsida, Asparagales, Orchidaceae. Gene Ontology annotation, biological process: developmental process; regulation of DNA-templated transcription; DNA-templated transcription.